This is a messenger RNA of Pollicipes pollicipes, 1269 nucleotides long. RefSeq names its product early endosome antigen 1. The coding region runs from base 1 to 1269 and encodes 422 amino acids. Lineage: Eukaryota; Metazoa; Arthropoda; Thecostraca; Pollicipedomorpha; Pollicipedidae. The record is from RefSeq and is a predicted model, not a curated record. The transcript is spliced from 11 exons.
AUGUUUAAUAUAAAGAAUAUUGUGAAGAACAUCACAGAUCGGUACCGGCGCCGCGCCGACCGGAAGGCCCAGGAGCGAGUGGCUCAAGAAGUCGACAGAUUCAGGAAAGACGAGCUGAAGAAGAUACAGAAACGCGAAUACCAGCGAUACAAGAGCAAGCUGGAAAUGCUCCGUCAGGAGAUGCAGGAGAAAUACGAGAUGGAGUUGGAAUCAGCCAAGAGGCGGCUAGACGUGGAAAGAGAUGGGCUUAUUGCCGGCUUGGACUUGGAGAGGCAGCGCCGCGCGCCCGCCCUGCUCGAAGAGAACACACGCUACCGCGUGGCACUGGAGCGGCAGCGCGUCGUGCUGGAGAGCCUGGCGGAGCGCUCGGCGGAGCUGGAAGUGCAGAUGCGUGUGGCGGCCGGCGGCAGGCCGGCCGGACACCCGCGCACCUGGUCCGAGCCGGCCGACCCUGGCGCCGCCGCCUCGCGCGACGCUCGGAUCGAGGAGGUGGAGGGUGGCCGGACGGCGUCGGUCUCCUCAGCAGAAGAUGCCUCGGCCGCUGUCGGCGGUGCCGAAGGCUUCCUCUGCCCCACCUGCAUGAAGGGCUUCGCCACUCCGGAACAGCUGCAGCAACAUGACCAGACGGCGCACAUCGACCCCUCCGCCACCUACCUGUGCCCGGUCUGCAAGGCUCGGCUGACCUCGUCGGCGGAGCUGGAGCAGCACUUCGCCAGGAACCACCCGCCGCUGCCGCAGUCGGACGACGUCGAGGUGCUGCAGCACGAGCUGACCGAUGUCAACACCACGCUGAGGGAGGAGCGCUGGUACAGUGAGGAGCUGAAGCGGGAGGUGGCCCGGCUGCAGCAGCUGGUGGAGGCGACACAGUCCGAGGAGACGAUGUUGUACCAGGAGCAGAUCAAGGCGCUGCAGGAGAGCAAGGCGCUGGUCACCUCCGAGGUGAUGUUGCUGCGGAAGCAGCUGACGGAGGCGCUGGAGAGCAGUACAGCUCUGAAGCAGGACUACAAGACGCUGCAGGAGAAGGUGAAGGGAAUAGAAGGAGAGCAGGAGGCCGGGAGCUACGCGGCCGAGAAGGCGGCGCUCAGCGCCGCCGCCGAUGACGCCCAGGGCCGAGUCGACAUGCUGGAGGCGCAGCUUCAGCUCAAGAACAGCACCGACGACGCGGCCCUGCUGCGUCAGGAGCUGGUCCAGGAGAAAUACAGUCAGCUGCAGACGGAGCGACAGGCACAGACGAGACAGAUCCCCAGCAUGGAGGAGGUGGAGCGGUGA